Molecule: messenger RNA, 1656 nt
Organism: Nymphaea colorata (pocket water lily)
Lineage: Eukaryota; Viridiplantae; Streptophyta; Magnoliopsida; Nymphaeales; Nymphaeaceae
Product: polygalacturonase-like
Exons: 4
Coding region: 249-1427 (392 amino acids)
Biological process (GO): carbohydrate metabolic process
Molecular function (GO): polygalacturonase activity
Source: RefSeq, a predicted model, not a curated record
UUUGAUUACUGGUUCUCCUCUCGCCGGAAAGUUCGUUAACUUGCUUUAUUUUUUUGUGUUCUUUCCCCUUGGUCCACCAACAUUCUCCCCAUCCUCGAUCUGCUCCCGAUCCACCUCUUCAAGACUCUAUAUAUAAGUGUUCACGGCCUUUCUGUUUCUUGUGACUUCUCGCCUUCUCCGUCUCGAGCGCACUGCAGCUGUGCCCUGGCAAAGCAUUUAGAGCUGCAGAUCUCCUCUCUUAUUUCCCCAUGGCGAACUCUAUCGCUGCCUUUCUUACCACCCUCUGCGGGCUCUUUGCCCUUGUCUUUCUCCGGCCUGCCAGUGCCGCCUACGUCAUUACUAGUUAUGGUGCUAAGCCCGAUGGCGUGAGCGACAGCAGCGGUGCUUUCCUCAAGGCCUGGAAUGCGGCGUGUAACUCCGCCGGACCUUCAACUGUUUAUGUGCCGGUUGGAAGGUUCCUCUUGCUGCCGGUGGAGUUCUCUGGCCCUUGUAGGAGCCGUAGUAUCACCGUGAGGAUCGAUGGCACCCUGGUGGCGUCGGGGGAUUACUGGCGGCACAGUGUGGCUGGGCACUGGCUACUGUUUGAUAGUGUUGAAGGUGUAACGAUUGAAGGAGGGACUCUGGAUGGCCGGGGAUCUGCCUUGUGGGCCUGCAAGGCUGCUGCCGGAAACUGCCCUGAUGGAGCUACGUCUCUCUACUUUAACAAUGCAAAGGACGUUGCAGUAAAAGGCCUCGCGUCCAUCAACAGCGAGCUCUUCCAUAUUGUGUUCCUUGGCUGCGUGGGAGUGAACGUAGAGAGAGUGGCUAUCUCGGCCGCCGGCGACAGCCCCAAUACGGACGGCAUACAUGUGGAACGAUCGUCCAGGGUUUCCAUUACAAACACGAGAAUACAAACCGGCGACGACUGCAUAUCGAUCGGUCCGGGUGCACAAAACCUAUGGAUCGAGCAGGUCUCAUGUGGCCCAGGACAUGGCAUAAGCAUUGGAAGUCUGGGCAAGGACGCUACAGAGGACGGGGUUCAGAAUAUCACGGUGAAAAAUACUGUAUUCAGAGGGAGUCAGAAUGGCCUGAGAAUCAAAACAUGGGCGAGGAAGAGCACCGGCUUCGUUCGAGGCGUCGUCUUUCAGACUGCCACCAUGCAGAAUGUGAUAAACCCCAUUAUAAUCGACCAGAACUACUGCCCCCACUACAAGAACUGCCCAAAUCAGCACUCUGGCGUGAGGAUAUCGGGAGUGACAUACAGCAACAUCAAGGGCAGUUCGGCGACGCCGGUCGCCGUCAAGUUCGCCUGCAGUCCGGCUGCACCAUGCAAGGCGAUCAGGUUGGCGGAUGUUAAGUUGAUGUACCAGCAACAACCGACAAAAUCAUCUUGCCAGAACGUCGUGGGGACUGCUAGCGGUCUGGUGGUUCCACCAAGCUGCUUUUGAGUAGAGAUAUUAGCUUGAGGGGCUGGCUUAACUCAGUGGGUACUGUUUAAGUUAAAGAUUGGUCCUGUAUCAUAUUAGAGCCCGGUAGGCAUGGAUACAGCCCUGGGCUCACCCGCUGGGUUAGUUCUCCCUGGUUUUAUAGCUCUAGACAACUACAUACCACAUAUACACACAUACAUUUGUAACCAAACUUUAGGGAAUAUAAAUAUAUGAAAUUUAUUAUUACAUA